AUGUUUCACCUCCCUCUCUCUCCAUUGAUUAAACUAAAGCUCACACCAUACAUGAAAAAAAGUUUACCUGAGCAGCUAUAUAUAGUGCUUGAAAAUCUUGCAGUUCUGGGGAAACAAGGAUCAAAUGACCACGACCUAAAGAAGGCAUCAAUUCACCUAAUCACUCGUGAUGUAGGAGUAAUAUCCUUUGCCAGAGACCCACCACCUCCUCCUCAAAGCGGUAAUGAUCAAGUCAUCAAACACUUCUCAACAUCUAUAUUUCGAUCAACUUUCCCCGAUUAUAAAUUUUGCUCCAUAAUUCCAACAAGUGAAUUGUUGUUCAGGCCGCCAGUACCCCCUUCGCUAUCAAAACUAGAGACACUGUCUGGAAUCGAGUUACUACAAACUAACAUUGGUGUCCAAGGCAUGAACAAACUGUAUAACAUGGCUCGACAACAAAACUCGCAAGUAGUUGAAGAAAGUCUGCACAACGCGAAUCUAAGAGAUAACACAGUGCAUCAAACCUCCAUCCAAAGGAAUCAUCAGCCACCGAAUUUUUCACCGUGCACCUCCCUCGACUCGCCGGAAGCUCCUCCAGCCACCUCUAACAACCACCGCACAAAGGCCGCAGGCACCACUCUCUCUGAUUGCAAAAGUCGUACUCCUCCUCUGUCUGUUUUGCUCUCCGAUUGUGAUUCUUUAAGCUUCUUCAAUCUCCUCUUCUCUUCAAGAGGUACAUUCUAUGGUGUUUGA
Molecule: messenger RNA, 732 nt
Organism: Vicia faba (fava bean)
Lineage: Eukaryota; Viridiplantae; Streptophyta; Magnoliopsida; Fabales; Fabaceae
Source: the annotation of a GenBank genome assembly